Messenger RNA from Siniperca chuatsi (mandarin fish), 1971 nucleotides. RefSeq names its product phosphatidylinositol glycan anchor biosynthesis, class H (gene pigh). Lineage: Eukaryota; Metazoa; Chordata; Actinopteri; Centrarchiformes; Sinipercidae. The transcript is spliced from 4 exons. The record is from RefSeq and is a predicted model, not a curated record. Bases 548 to 1093 code for a protein of 181 amino acids. Gene Ontology annotation, biological process: GPI anchor biosynthetic process. Gene Ontology annotation, cellular component: glycosylphosphatidylinositol-N-acetylglucosaminyltransferase (GPI-GnT) complex.
UACACGGAGACAGCAACUGAUAUUAGUAUACACACACCAUGUUAAUUACAAUUGCUGCGUCAUAUAUGUUUUAUUAUUAAGUGUACAAAAUAUUUAAAUGCCUCUGGUUGUUGUGAAGCACGCACACACAGUGCCCGCCCGCUUCCCUUUAUACUUUAUUUUAGCCUACGCUACGCUAACAACAUAGCCCGAACAACCCGGUGUAAGUACCGAGAUGCAGCCAAUGUGAUAAUUGGUUUUGGCAUCAAUUCAGUUGUAGUUGUCCCGGGAAUAUUAUUUUUUGCCUUUAGGUUGUUUCCUAUUUUAUAUUUAAUUGGAGAAACCUAGCAUCGUAUGUAUACGUGUCGCUAUAAUUAGCCUUUUCCCGUCUAAGAAACCACCACUUUAUGUCUUCAUAUGCGGCUGACCUGACUCGACCUUGUCUACAGAUAGCCAAAACUAGCUCAAUGCUAACCUGCCGUCACUGUGAUAGCUAGCUAAGCUAACUGUUUGUGUCUCCCAGAGAUCACUUUAUGUUCGCAUUUCCUCGACUGUUUUUGUUGCGUUCAUGAUGGAAGAUGAAGCUUUCACUGACAUUCGUGGCAAAGCGAUAUCUCUGGACUGUCAGAGUCACUCCGACUUUUGUAGAGAGUUCACUGUCAGCUCCCCCAAAGUGUCCAUCGGCAAGGUGAUGGUGUUCACCUGCUCUGUUUGGAUUGUGGCAUACGCCGUGUUCUUCUUCACAGAGAACACAGCUGUUCUGUCCAGUGCUAUAUUCAUCACCCUGGUCGGCAUGAUGCUUCACAUCCACUUUGUGAAGGUGGACCACGAGUCCCUGCUUGUCAUUGGCUCCUUAGGCAUUCAGGUGUCUGCCAGCUACGCCUCGGGCCGUGAGAGCACCACAUUCAUUGAGAUGAGCAAGAUCAAGGAUAUUGUCAUCAAUGAAGCUAUUUAUAUGCAUCAAAUCAUCUACUACCUUUGCGUACUGUUGAAGGACCCCUCAGACCCUAAUGCAGUGUCAAGUGUUGUGCCAUUGUUUCAGAGUUCAAAGCCAAGGCUGAACUGCUUGGUGAAAGUUUACAAAAGCUGUCAGGAGAUUCUUUCAAAGUGCUGAUGACACACGAGUCAUACAUUAGCAAUGUUUCUGGUCAUGCUGCAUGCAUUUAAUAUUUCUUUGCUUAAGUAAUGUUCUUUUCAAUGGAUGAAAGCAGGUAGUUUAAUAGUUGAUUUUGAUUUGACUUGAUGUACAUCUUCAUGUUUUUUCUUCCUUUUCUCACCUGUAUGAAUACACACGCAUAAUGUGAAUGUAAUGUAAGUGCUGCCACUUUUAAAGACCAAUAUUAGUGUCAUUACUGACUUUAUGUCUUACUUUGUUGUGUAGUUACUUGAAUUACUUUAUAGCACUGGUCCUAGACUACUUGUCUAAACCUAAAGAGCCAAACCUUUUAACUGACAUUGUAUUGAAAGAGAAAUUACCUUUUAACAAUUUUGCUUUUAUACUUAUUUAUGCAUUUAGAUUUGAAUUGACCGAUUAUGCCAAUUUCUGUAUUUUAUAAGCAUUACCACACUGUAUUUUUAAUUAAAAAUAAAUGUGAUAUAACAUUAAAAAAAUCAAUGUUGUUCUUAAAUGAUUUGCCAUCACUAGUAGGUAGUGUAUGUCUGCUGGUUAAUGUUUUUGAGGAGCUUUACUCUCCUUCUCCAGUAGGGGGCAGUACCACACUUAUUCAAGCUCAUAUUAAUCAAACUUUUAUUAAUUAGAUUCAUGAAUCAGUUGAGACAAAAGCACUUGAAAAAGAUGUACAGACAAUUUAUCCUAUUCUUUGUUUGUCGAUGGUGUCAAUUACAUAAGCAAACUGCUUUUGAAUUUACCCUGUAUGUACGCAGAAAGCUUUAGAAAAGACUUAUUAAAGGAGGUGUAUAAAUGUGUAGUGUCAGAUGUGCUGUAUGCACACUACAUUUCUAUAAAUAAACAUUCAUGCCUUCUUUGUCAAA